UUUAUUUACAAUUACAAUGAAAUCAUAUUUCUAACAUGACAAGACUUGUAUACGAUCUGCGUGGUAGGUUCAUUCACAUGUAGGGCACAAAACGUGUUUAUCUACCCGUAUCUACAGAUACCAGACGACGGUGUGGCACAUAUGCCUCGCAUACACUGCUGUUCUACUGCAGCCGAAUCAAGGCGAGUCAUAUUAUAAACCAGUCAAGUUAAAUAUGGCGGCAGGAAAUUCAACACUUCCCCCUGGAGGCCUCAUGGAAAUCGUGUUUUCCUUUGAUACCACUGGUUCCAUGUCCUCCGUACUCGAAGAGGUCCAAGGAAGACUUCAGGACAUGAUACAGCGCCUCCAAGCGGAUAUUCCGGGCAUACGAAUCGGGGUCAUAGCGCAUGGUGACUACUGCGACAAAGACGUUUUCUAUUUGACCAAGGAGCUGGAUCUGUGUACUGACGUCGUUGACCUCUGUAACUUCGUGAAGGGUGUGGAUGGCACUGGAGGCGGUGACGCAGAUGAGUGUUACGAACUUAUCCUCCGCAUGGUUAGACAAAACUUCUCGUGGACUCCCGCGUCACAGAAAAUCCUGGUCAUGAUUGGAGACGCAAACCCGCACGAGCCGGAGUAUGACAUGAAUGUCGACAACAUUGACUGGAGAGAGGAGAUUAAUUGUCUUCACAACGAUGGAGUAAAGAUAUAUGGAGUGCAGGCAUUUGAUCAUGAAGGUGUCGAGGAUUUCUACAAGACAAUAUCCGCAAACACAGAAGGACAUUACCUCAAAUUGGGCGAGUUCUCCAACAUUUGUGACUUCCUAAUGGCUAUCUGCUAUCGGGAGAGGGGCGAGGACCUUUUCUUCGAGUAUGAAGCAGAGGUCCGUUCCAGAUUUGGACAGAAAGGCAUCAACAGGGAACUGGAGGGUCUGUUUGGAACACUCCGGAGAUAUGAAUCCGGGGCUAGUAACAUCAGUACAGCCUCAUCAAAGCAUACACCCGCGCCUUCUACUUCUACUGGUAGUACAAGUCCGAAAAUAAAGAAAACAAAAGUGCCCACGUCAGCAGCAAAACAAAAACGAAAACCAAAUAGGAUUCCAAACAGACAAAUUGUGAAACAAAACAAGAGAAAUGUCAAGUCUAGAGGAGACCAAAAGGCCAUACACAGAGAGAAGCAGAGAAGUGUCAAGUCUAGAGGAGACCAAAAGGCCAUACACAGAGAGAAGGAGAGAAAUGUCAAGUCUAGAGGAGACCGAAAGGCCAUACACAGAGAGAAGGAGAAAAGUGUCAAGUCUAGAGGAGACCAAAAGGCCAUACACAGAGAGAAGGUAACCCACUCUUCUUUCACGUGCAGUCGUUUGGAUUGGUCGAAAUGGCGCCUCGCAUAUACUCCACUAAACGGCACUGGACUGAGUUCAAAACGAGGCUUUAUUACAAAAUUCAGAGGUAACUGUUUAAAGCGUAAAGAACUGUUCAGUGGCAGAUCACGCAAAAUGGCUUUGUAUGAAGUAGCUGUACAAACAAAGAUUCGAGGAAAACGCCAUGUGCUUUAUUCACGGAUUGUUUCUGGGAACACUAACAAUGUCGACUGGGAAAGUGCUCUUCUGCAUGGAGGAAAGAAACGUCUCCUGGGUCAAAUACAGUCUGUGAUAGACUCUGGAUGUAAGGUGUUCGUGAGGCGGGCACUCGUUACUAAGAGACAUCAGUCGAGGCUGAACUCGUUAGACAAGUACAACUACGCUUGGAGCCCCCAGAAGUCCUCGCGAAAACAUCGCCGCGUAGUCAGGGAUACCGUGGUCAUUUCAGGUGACCGUGACAUUGACUAAAACAAAACCAAGAUGAAAAAGGUAGAUUCAAUAUAUUUUAGGAUUAAAUGUUUCUGUGUACGUGUUUGUACAAAACUAAAAGAUUGGUUCACAUUUAUAUGUGGGAUUCAUUCAUUCAUUUAUUCAUUCAUCUGUCUAUUUUAUUUAUUUAUUUAUUUAUUGCAGUGAAUAAAUUUGACUUUUUAAGGAACUAGAACAAGUAUUAUUUACCAGUAUUAGUUACCAGUACUUAAAAUGUCCAACGUCAUGUUUUUUCAUGGCAAAUGUAUAAUGUGGUUGAUUUGCGUUGAUACCAGCAUGACUAUAAAACAGUUCUGUUCAAUCCAUAUUCAUAUUAACAAAAAUAAAGUCAUUUAGUUCUUUCUGCGUUCUGUAUGAACAAUGUUAAUGCAAUAACUGUCUUUUAGCUGUGUACGGCAACGAUUGUUUUAAGCCGUUUCUUGUGUACGCUUCGACUGAUUUCUGAUGGUCAAUAGAGUACAUUGGUAAGGUGUUGUUUUCUUCUCCUAAUUGUAGUUUUGUCUA
Molecule: messenger RNA, 2332 nt
Organism: Mizuhopecten yessoensis (Yesso scallop)
Lineage: Eukaryota; Metazoa; Mollusca; Bivalvia; Pectinida; Pectinidae
Exons: 5
Coding region: 215-1807 (530 amino acids)
Source: RefSeq, a predicted model, not a curated record